Striga hermonthica is the source of this 2347-nucleotide messenger RNA. Lineage: Eukaryota; Viridiplantae; Streptophyta; Magnoliopsida; Lamiales; Orobanchaceae. The record is from the annotation of a GenBank genome assembly.
AGUACCACAUGGGCCAGGAUAUUUGCUACUACUGCCACGAGCCCAGACAUUUUAUUAGCCGUUGUCCGAAGAGAGUUCAGCAGCAGCCUCAGCAGCCACCACAGCAGCAGCAGUCCCGUCAGCAGGCUCAGAGGCCGCCUCAGCAGCAGCAGCAGAGGGGAAGACAGCAGGCCCGAGUCUACGCGGUUGAUCAGGCCGAAGCAGCGCAUCAGCCAGGUACUAUGUCAGGGAUGGUUGUGCUUAAUGAUAUUCCUGUUUUCGCUUUGUUCGAUAUUGGAGCAACACAUUCUUUCAUUUCACGACGAUGUCUUGAUGCCAUCGGAGUUCAUGCCAUUACCGCGGUCGAUCCUCUCGAGGUGAGUUUAGCCCCGGGACGAAAGAUAGUGACCUCAGCUAAAGCUUCAGAUCUUAGCCUCUCCAUCGGUGGCCGAGUAUUGUCUGCCGACACGUAUGUUCUCGAGAUGAGGGACUUCGACCUUAUUCUCGGAAUGGAUUGGCUAUCCUUUUAUCAUGCAGAUAUUCGAUGUCAUGACCGGGAGAUUACUCUCUAUCUUCCGGAAGAUGAUUCGAUUACUUUCUUUGGCUCCAGGAAUCGUUCCUUGCCUUAUGUUGUUUCGAUGGCGAAAGCCACCAAGUUGCUGCGACGAGGCAAUUGCCAGGGUUAUCUGGUGAGCCUUGUUGAUGAUUCUCAGAAAGCACGAUCACCUCACGAUGUCCCAGUUGUUCGUGAGUUUGUGGACGUGUUCCCAGAUGAGCUUCCAGGAGGACCGCCUAACCGACAGGUGGAGUUCUCUAUUGACCUUAUUCCAGGAGCCGGUCCAGUAUCCAAAGCUCCGUACCGUAUGGCGCCGAAGGAGUUGCAGGAGCUUAAGGCGCAGAUCCAGGAGCUAUUAUGGCUCGGUUUCAUCCGACCGAGCGUGUCACCUUGGGGAGCACCCGUUCUCUUUGUCAAGAAGAAGGACGGUUCCAUGCGCAUGUGUAUCGACUACCGGGAUCUUAACCGGUUGACGAUCAAGAACAAGUAUCCGCUUCCCAGGAUCGACGACUUAUUCGAUCAGUUGAGGGGAGCCUGUGUGUUCUCAAAGAUUGAUUUACGAUCAGGCUACCACCAGCUGAAGAUUAAGGAGUCAGAUAUCGCUAAGACCGAUUUCAGGACUCGUUACGGCCAUUACGAGUUCCGGCAGCAAAUUAUCACUUGGGAUGUGUUUGAAAGAGAGUUUCUUACAUGGUUCGGUACAUCUGAUUACCAUAACUACAACGAGGCGCUCGCAUGCAUACGGCAGACAGGCAGCUUGCGCGAGUACAUCAGGGAGUUCGAUGGUGAGGCCAAUGUAUGGUGGCAAUGGCUCACAAGGAUUUACCGUAAGCGGCAGCAAAUUAUCACUUGGGAUGUGUUUGAAAGAGAGUUGCUUACACGGUUCGGUACAUCUGAUUACCAUAACUACAACGAGGCGCUCGCAUGCAUACGACAGACAGGCAGCUUGCGCGAGUACAUCAGGGAGUUCGAACGGUUGGCCUGUUGCGUGCGCGAUUGGCCCGAAGAUGCAUUGGUGGGAGCAUUUGUAGGAGGAUUAAAAUUUGACCUAGCUGCAGAGGUUCGGCUCAUAAGGCCCGACACCAUUCACGACGCGAUAGAGGUUGCCCGACGACGCGAAGAUCAUCUGGUUGCGACGCGAAGGGGACGGGCGGAUGGCCGGUUUACCGACAUGCAACGCAUGAGUUCGAGUCAUGCGACCAUGAGCACCAUACCAGCUAUCAACGCACGACCAUCGGGGCCAGUAAUCAGGCAGUUGUCGCCUGAGGAAGUCAAGCGGAGACGUGAGAAAGGCCUCUGCUUUAAGUGCGAGGAAAAGUUUACCCCAGGUCAUCAAUGCAAUCAGGCCUUUGUAAUUAAGGUGGCCAACCCCAACGAUGAGGAAGCUGAGGUCGAGGAUGAACCACAUCAGGAAGAUGAGGUUGAAGCAUUCAAUGGGGAGCCAAAAAUCUCGAUGCAUGCAAUGGCUGGAAUCAGAGGGCCAAGGACAAUGCGACUACCAGCAUGGGUCAAGGAUCGAAGAGUAAACGUACUCGUAGAUAACGGGUCAUCACACAACCUCAUUAAUUCCGAAUUGUCCCAGAAGCUGAAUUUACCAACCACGAAGAUUGAGCCUUUUGAAGUUCAAGUAGCCAAUGGUGAAAGACUACAAUGUACUGAGUCAUUCCGGAAGGUGCCAAUCAAAUUCAACGGAGUUACUGUGAAGGCUGACCUUUAUACCUUACCGUUGGUUGGGCCUUAUGUCGUUCUGGGAGUACAGUGGCUCGAAGGAUUAGGCAAGGUAACUACCGACUAUCGAACGGGAAUUAUGGA